UGCUAUUGGACAAGAAAUUUUUCAAAUGCUUUCACUAGUUUUGCUAUAAAAGAUUGUCGAGCUACCGUUUAAGCGACAGUCAUAUUCGUGCUUUCGUUCAGUAAUCACUGUCAUUUUAAUACCAAAAUGGAAAAAGAAGAUACAUGGACUCUAAGUACGAAAAGACGGCAACGGUCUUCGCAGCAACAGAGACAACAUCAGCAACAACAAAGCUGGCAGCAAAAUUCACAACAGAGGGGGCAACGACAAAACUCGCAGCAAAUUUCAGAAUCGGAAUUACGUCUUGAGAAUGUCAAUCGACAGCAACAACAAAGCUCGCAGCAGCAGCCGCAGCAACAGCCACGGAUGCAGCAGAGACCGGAACAGAAAUCUAAACCACGAACAUGGGGACCUUCACGUAUGCAACAACCUGCACCACCCCAACAACCACAAGCACAAGUAUCUCAGACACGAGCGUGGUCUACUGUAGCUGCACAGAAAAUUCCAACACCACAGCAGGUGUCGAAUCCACGUAUACAAAGACGUGCACCACCCCAACAAUCACAAGCACAAGUAUCUCAGACACGAAGGUCUGCUGAAGCUACAUCGCAAUUUUCAACACCACAGCCGAUGUCGAAUCCACAUACGCAACAACUUACUUCACAACAAUCUCUACCACCACAAGUAGUCCAGCCACAAGCAUGCCACAUUUCACGUGGGCAACUCUCACCAGAACAAAGAUCUCAACAACAGACACACAUGCAAUCGACAUGGGGUCGAUCUCCAGAACCGCAUACUACACAGCAAGUAUAUCAACAAGGGAGGAUGCCACUUUCACCACAGCAAACACUUCAGCAUCAAACGUGGGAUGUACCCCCACAGCAAUCUACAUCACAGGCAAUGCAGCAGCAACCAGCGUCGGUUUCAUAUCCGUCAACGUCGACUCAGCAAGUUUUAGGCGUUGGUAAUACAGAAGUAUUCAAAAUACCGACAAGACGAGAUCCUUACAAAGCUGGAACUGCAGGGACGCCAAUCCGUGUUAAAACAAAUAUGUUUGAAAUCAUAUUUAGAAAAGAUUUUGUAACCACAGCCAUGCAUUAUGACAUCAAGAUUGUUCCAAUUGACAAUGCAAAAUCUAAGAAAGAUGAUUCCAAACCAAAACGUGAAAUAAAAAAUAAAACUAUAUUAAGGCAAAUUUUUGAAAAAUGGCGAAUUGAAAAUUAUCCGAAUAGAUUUCCAGCAUAUGAUGGAAGGGCAAAUAUAUAUGCUGCACGUGACUUUCCAUUCACAGUGGUUUGGUGAAGUUAAUAUUCAUGACGACGAACGAAACGAAAACAGGAGCUUUGAAAUUAUUAUAAAAAAAAUAGGUAUUGUUGAUCUUUCGUGGCUUAGAACAAUAAAACCUAGCCUUCAGGAACGAACCACGUCUCAAACUUCUAUUCA
Molecule: messenger RNA, 1422 nt
Organism: Odontomachus brunneus
Lineage: Eukaryota; Metazoa; Arthropoda; Insecta; Hymenoptera; Formicidae
Product: transcription factor SPT20 homolog
Exons: 5
Coding region: 127-1281 (384 amino acids)
Source: RefSeq, a predicted model, not a curated record